Messenger RNA from Fulmarus glacialis (Northern fulmar), 1618 nucleotides. It is a transcript of the gene METAP1, whose product is annotated as methionyl aminopeptidase 1. The transcript has 10 exons. Gene Ontology annotation, biological process: proteolysis. Lineage: Eukaryota; Metazoa; Chordata; Aves; Procellariiformes; Procellariidae. Gene Ontology annotation, molecular function: metalloaminopeptidase activity. The record is from RefSeq and is a predicted model, not a curated record. The annotation marks the transcript as partial.
GAAUGCUUUAAGGGAAGCUGGGCCACUCACAAGUUAUUACACAAGAAAGCAAAAGAUGAAAAAGCUAAGCGUGAAGUUUCCUCUUGGACCCUGGAAGGUGACGUUAACACAAAUCCUUGGUCUGGUUAUCGAUAUACUGGUAAACUCAGGCCACACUAUCCACUGACGCCAACAAGACCUGUGCCAAGUUAUAUUCAGAGACCAGAUUAUGCUGAUCACCCGCUAGGAAUGUCUGAAUCAGAACAGGCUUUAAAAGGAACCUCUCAAAUAAAAAUACUCUCAUCUGAGGAUAUAGAAGGGAUGCGAGUAGUGUGUAGGCUUGCUAGAGAAGUAUUGGAUGUUGCUGCCAUGAUGGUGAAAGCAGGUGUAACUACUGAAGAAAUUGAUCACGCUGUCCAUUUAGCUUGUAUUGCAAGGAAUUGCUAUCCUUCCCCUCUGAAUUAUUAUAAUUUCCCUAAGUCGUGUUGUACAUCAGUGAAUGAAGUGAUCUGUCAUGGAAUUCCUGACAGGAGGCCAUUGCAGGAGGGAGAUAUUGUUAAUGUGGAUAUUACUGUCUAUCGUAAUGGCUACCAUGGAGAUCUGAACGAGACAUUUUAUGUUGGAGAAGUUGAUGAGGGUGCAAGGAGGCUUGUCCAAACAACUUACGAGUGCCUAAUGCAAGCCAUCGAUGCAGUAAAACCUGGUGUUCGGUACAGAGAACUGGGAAACAUUAUUCAGAAACACGCUCAAGCCAAUGGAUUUUCAGUGGUUCGAAGCUACUGUGGGCAUGGAAUCCAUAAACUCUUCCAUACGGCCCCUAAUGUGCCACAUUAUGCCAAAAAUAAGGCAGUGGGAGUCAUGAAGCCAGGUCAUGUAUUUACAAUUGAACCAAUGAUCUGUGAAGGUGGUUGGCAAGAUGAAACAUGGCCUGAUGGUUGGACUGCGGUAACAAGAGAUGGAAAGCGAUCUGCCCAGUUUGAACACACACUUCUGGUCACCGAUACAGGCUGUGAGAUCUUGACCCGGCGGCUAGAUAGCAUUCGUCCCCAUUUCAUGUCCCAGUGAUAGUCUAGACUGAGCAGGUGGAUCUGAAUGAUACAUACAUGGGUUUUUUUUUGUCUCUGUACUAUGCAUUUUUUAAAGAGUACAGAAUAGAGAGAUUUCAUCAUUUACUUUGUUCUCGGUGAUUGUAGAUAAGAGGAAUAUCUUGAAGAACCUGACCCGAUGUGUGGAAAAGCAGAGAAUUUAAAGAAUUUCCUGCUUUCCUCGUACCUACAACACUCAUGCUAUAUUUUUCUUUUUUCUUAAUUAUCUCUUUAGCACCUUUCUUCCAAUUAGACCCACAAUUGCUUCUGUUGCUGCCAUGAUAUUAGCUAGAAAAGUGUGGGUAACCUUUCCCACUGGGACUUGAUAUUUUGGGAUCCAGGUUUUUUUCACCACUUCAGUGUGCCCUGUCUCUCUUGGUAUGUGAGUGGCACCUGAGAUUUUAAGCAUUUCUAGUUCCAAAGACUUGCUCCUGCUUCUGCAGAUACUGUUCUAAUGGGCUGGGCCUUGUUUGUUUAUCAGUUGAGAAGGGGGCAGAAGGGAGAAAGGCAUGCAUGUUGCCAAGAAUAGGCUACCCUUACCUUUAAUUCUGUCC